Molecule: messenger RNA, 1420 nt
Organism: Acaulospora colombiana
Lineage: Eukaryota; Fungi; Glomeromycota; Glomeromycetes; Diversisporales; Acaulosporaceae
Source: the annotation of a GenBank genome assembly
AUGUGUGAAGUGGAUGGUCUGACUAGGUGGAGGGAUGCCAUUGCUAUGGUAAUAGAGUCGAAACUCUGGAAGGAAGAUGAAGAGUUGUCUCAAUUACCUUACCUUGACAUUCUUCUGGCCUUUGAAGACUAUAGUAAAAUCAGAACUGGUGAAUACGAAUCUGCCAUGAAAAUAGCAGAAAUGUCGCGGAUGCAGAAGUAUCGCCUUGCUCGCGAAGGCUUUAGGGCUUUGUUGGAUGAACUUAAAGCCAGUGGUAAGCUCCUGUCGGGCACCAAAUGGAAAGAGAUAUACCCUCUAGUGGCAAGUGACGAGAGGUACCUGACUCUUUUGGGAGUCCCAGGUUCCAAUCCUCUAGAGUUGUUUUGGGAUGCGGUUGAUCAGUUGGACCUUGCCUUAGAAGGCAAAGUCAAAGACGUUGAGAGGUACCUCUCCAAAAAGUCCUUCCAAUUUACUGAGCAGACUACCCCCGAGGAAUUCACGGCAUUGUUACAAGAAGAUGAGCACAUCUGGAAAGAUAUGGAGUCAGAAGCUCCUGGCCUCUUCCGUCAUGUAGGCAUACAUCACAGGGACGAUCUACGGCAUGCGCUAAAGCGCAAGGCACAUAAAAUCGAUAUCGAGGCACCUUACGAAGAGGACCUUCCCGAGUUCAAAGCUAUGGAUAAUGACGAUGCAGCAAGAAAAGCUGCAUUCACUAAAUUUGUAAAAAGGCAAAAAGAGAGGAUGAGGGAGACAUAUUCCGACGACGAUUCGACGACAAGUCGGAAGCGCAAGGAACCCUACGGAACGAGAACACGAGAACACGAGAGGGAGAAGGAAAGAGAUAGAUCGAGAGAGAGAGAGCGUGGCGACGACAAGUAUAGUAGCCGACAUCGAGAUAGAGAUCAUGGAAGACGGCGAGAUGACCGAGACAGAGAGCGAAGAGGCAAUCGACGAGACGAUGACAGGGAGCGUGAUAAGACCCGAAAGAAGGACGAGGACGUAGAGAUGAAAGAUGGCGAGAAAGUCACCGCUGACUCCAAAUCCGCCCCAAUUAACCCAAUGAAAGAGCUAAGGAUUGAGAAGCUCGUGAUCAACAUUUCGGUCGGAGAAUCAGGAGAUCGUUUAACAAGAGCAUCCAAGGUGCUGGAACAACUCACUGGUCAGACUCCUGUUACGUCCAAAGCUCGUUAUACCGUUCGCCAUUUCGGUAUUCGAAGAAACGAGAAGAUUGCCGUGCAUGUCACGAUCCGUGGCCCUAAGGCGGAGGAAAUCCUCGAGAGAGGCUUGAAGGUCAAGGAAUACGAGUUGAAACGCAAAAACUUCUCAGACACCGGAAACUUCGGGUUCGGUAUCCAAGAACACAUCGAUCUUGGUGCGAGAUACGACCCGACGAUUGGUAUUUUUGGGAUGGACUUCUAUGUCGUGAUGGGAAGACCAGGAG